GUGAAAAAGAGAAGAUAUAGAAGAUGAAUGUUUGUAUCUCAACAGCAUCCUUGGUUGUGCUGCUGAUUCUGAUAUCAGCUAAAAGCUUGUGUUGUGAAGCACAACAGUGUCGUCCAAGUGGGAGAAUCAUAGGGAAGAAACCACCAGCAGGAGAAUGCAACCAAGAGAAUGAUUCAGAGUGUUGUGUGGAAGGGAAGACGUACAGAACAUACAAAUGUUCUCCAGCAGUGUCAAGCAACACCAUGGCACAACUCACUCUCAACAGUUUUGAAAAGGGUGGAGAUGGAGGAGGGCCUUCAGCAUGUGACAACAAGUACCAUUCUGAUGAUACACCAGUGGUUGCACUUUCCACCGGAUGGUUUAACAACAUGAGUAGGUGCCUCCACAAUGUUACCAUCACUGCAAAUGGAAAAAGUGUUGUGGCUAUGGUCGUUGACGAGUGUGACUCUACCAUGGGAUGUGAUCAAGACCAUGAUUUUCAACCUCCUUGUCCCAACAACAUUGUUGAUGCCUCUAAGGCUGUCUGGAAAGCCUUAGGUGUCCCUCACAGUCAGUGGGGUGGAUUGCAAAUUACAUGGGCUGAUGCUUAAUGUAAUGCUUUAAUACUAGUACAUGCCUUCUGGCUAUUGCUUGUGUUGUGGUGUAUUUUUCUAUAUUGUGUCAUAGAAAAAUAGUUAUAUUCAUUGUUUUAUAUAUAUGGGUUAAAUAUGUUUUUAGUCUCUCAACUAUCAAGCGAUUUUAGUUUUAGUCCCUCUUUCAAAC
This is a messenger RNA of Vigna radiata var. radiata (mung bean), 762 nucleotides long. RefSeq names its product ripening-related protein 3-like. The transcript has a single exon. The record is from RefSeq and is a predicted model, not a curated record. NCBI's taxonomy places the organism in Eukaryota, Viridiplantae, Streptophyta, Magnoliopsida, Fabales, Fabaceae. The coding region runs from base 24 to 590 and encodes 188 amino acids.